Messenger RNA from Cyclopterus lumpus (lumpfish), 1948 nucleotides. Its product is annotated as calcium homeostasis modulator protein 5-like. Gene Ontology annotation, molecular function: monoatomic cation channel activity. The coding region runs from base 612 to 1544 and encodes 310 amino acids. The record is from RefSeq and is a predicted model, not a curated record. The transcript is spliced from 2 exons. NCBI's taxonomy places the organism in Eukaryota, Metazoa, Chordata, Actinopteri, Perciformes, Cyclopteridae.
AAACAAUGAACCGAUGCUCUGCAUCAGUCUUUUUCAUGCAUGCACAUUCCAGAUAAGGACUUGUCGAUUGCAUCCUUGCCGAGUGCACGCCGGACUGAGACUUUGUUAGUUGGGUUUGGUGUGAGUGUGAGUGUGCACCAAGAGAUGCACUUCCCACUGCUGCCUAUGACAGUGAAAAGAGACGGAAGUGGGAUAUCCUCUCCGUUCAUUGGGCGUGUUUGUGUUCGCCGGCAUGCGAGUGCUUCAGGCAGCAUUCCGAUCACAUGACCGUCAAAGACUUGUAAAAACUGGACUUUCUACUUUUUGUAAUCGAUUGCCUCCUCGAUACAGUGACAGCUGGGUGGAGUGAAGCUGUUACUUUUAUACAGCUGGGUCUAAAACAGGGAAAAGGAGCGUCUUUCUUCUGGAUCAGAAGAACACACAGAUCACAGGAAGAGGCUUUGUGUGGGAGGGAGCGUCGGACUGACUGCAGGAGGAGCCUUCGAGAGGCGAGGCAGCCACAGGGAGGGGCCCAGACAGAGAAUCACUGCAGGCUCUCAACCUCUUCCCUCUCCGUCUUUCCCCUUCGCUUGAUUUCUCGCCGGAGUGUGAAACCCCCCCCCGUUGGCGCCAUGGAUAACUUCCAGCCCGUUCUGCGUUUCAUCAUGAACCAGAAGGCCACCAUCGGCUACAGCUUCAUGGCUCUGCUGACCAUAGGCGGGGAGCGAGUCUUCUCCAUGGUUUCCUUUCAGUGCCCCUGCAACCGCAACCAGAACUUUGCCUACGGGCUGACGUUCCUGCUGGGCCCGGCGGCGGUGCUGCUGGUUUUAGGCCUCUUCUUCAGCACCGGGUUGUGGAGGCUCUACACCGGCUGCUGCCUCAAUCCCAUGAAGCUGUGUCCCCGGGGGAAAUGUUUUGGCUGCCUCAGGGCGUUCAUCAGCAUCUUCACGGGGGCUUGCGUGGCCCCUGUGAUGUGGCUCUCGGUGGCCCUGCUCAACGGCACCUUUUACGAGUGUGCCAUCAGCGGCCUUAACGAUAACGUGGUGGUGGACAUGUUCUGUAAAAACAAGACCUCGACGUGUCAGCGGGAGCUGGCCCAAGUGCCCUGCAGCCGGUCCAAACUGUCCGAGAACGAGCGCAUGGAGCUGCUGCUGAUGUUCAGGGCCCAGUCACAGAUCCUGGGCUGGUGUAUCAUCAUCGUUGCUGCGUUCGGGGGCCUCAUCGGUACCUGCUGCACAAACUGCCGCUCCAAGGUCAGCUACCUCCAGCUCACGUUCUGGAAGCGCUACGUGGAGAAGGAGAAGGACUGCUUCGACAGGUUCGCGAUGGACUACGCCGCCAAGCUGGCCGAGAGAAACCUGCAGAGCUUCUUUGAGAACAAGGACCCCGAGCCGUUCCCCUUCCCCAGCCACAAGGCGUGGGAGGAGAUCUCGGCCCACUACACCUUCUCCAGGAGCGAGCAGUGUUACAGCACCCUGCAGCAGUACGUGGAGAGGAGCACCAGGGACUUCGCACCGGAGAAGAAACCCGUAUUGGUCCUGGAGCAUGAAACAGAGAUGCUUUGACAGAGGGAAAACUGUUGCUGUUAACUCGGACUGGAACAGCUGUUACUCCGAAGUAUUUACCCAAAUGCAAUGGUACAUCUUUCUCUCAGCACAUGGAAUAACAAAGGGCAUAAGCCCUGUUUUAUCCCAACGAGCCCUCCCUCUCCCUGUAACACUGCAUGUAGUCCACCCACUAACACACUGAUAGAAGCUGCACUCAGAAAACACAGAGACACAUUUAAACAGGGCGUGACAUUUCUAUUUUGUCAUUUUGCUAUUUAAAAAAAUAAAAAUAAAAAAUAAAAAAUAAAAAUAAAAAUAUAUAUAUAUAUAUAUAUUCUGACUUUUGACUCUCACAUCAGAACAGGAAAAAGUCCCCCAAAAAACUUGUGAUGAAUAAAGAAUAACAAAGGGAUGCAGAUAAA